Astrephomene gubernaculifera is the source of this 6133-nucleotide messenger RNA. Lineage: Eukaryota; Viridiplantae; Chlorophyta; Chlorophyceae; Chlamydomonadales; Astrephomenaceae. The record is from the annotation of a GenBank genome assembly.
GUUUGACAGUGCUGGACGAAAGCAUAUACAGUAAACUUUAUGCUGCACCGUCUUUUCGCACAGCCCACCAAGUACCAACCACCAGUUCUGGAAGAAGAAUGAGACUCCAAAGACGGCAUUUUUCCAGGCCUUAGGCGUCAUCAACCAUGCUAAUAAGGACACUAUUCAUUGGCUGCGUUCUUGAGGCUCUAUUGUUCAUUAUACAUCCUCUUGGGAGUAGUGCUGGGGCGACAAACUGCACGCUUUAUACGCAGCUAUCGAAAGCUUCAUUCCUGGUGAACGGGGAGACGCUCCUGGACAUUCCGUAUGGCUGCUCGCUGCUGGGCUCCUUAUCUCAGCCCCUUACUAUAUCCACAUCGUUGACGCUUCGCGGAAAUGCAUCCAACUAUGGUUCACUCGACGUUCAGUUUGCGGAGGAUGCCGUGCUCUUUACACCAGGUUCACUCCUUUCCAUUGAGAGUUUGGAUUUGCGUAAUGUGCGGAUUGAGUCUGCCCCCUUUCUCCAGCUUGCCGCUUUUAACGCAUCAAAGCAGCAGUUGCUGUCUGUGACAAUUACUACUGACUGCCUUACGCUUAGCAACAUAGCCAACGCAAGCAACGCAAGCAGUUUUGUACAUGGCCCUGGAUACGUGUACGUACAAAAAUAUACAUCCAGCAGUGUUAAUGCUUCUUCAGUGAACAUAACAUGCGAUCUGCCAACUAUUCAGCGCGGAGCGGAUGGGCAGGAGGGGGAAUUCGUCUCCGUUAUAGACAGCUUGCAAUUGCUGAAUGCCUUCGUCGCCAGCCAGCUGCCAGCCACGUCUGGAGGCAGCUCAGGCCAGCUAACCAUCAAAGCCUCCGCAAACAUAUCCUUGUCCGCAAGGAUAUGGAAACCUAAGGGGCUUGUAGUAAAGCGUGGCGUCACUCUGCUCGGCGACCCCACAACCCUUAACAUCUUUGACGUCCAGGGCCUGUCAUCCGUAAUUGUCCUGGACCCUGGCGUCACGCUCAACAUAGCAAACUUCUGCUUCGUCAACAUUGGACCCCUUCGGGGAACCCUCAGUGUGCUUGGCAUGCUGCCAGUUUUCUCGCUGCCGAUGUGGUUCGUCAGCUUUCGAAGGGUGCCGUCCUCACCGCAGCUGGUGUUGACGAAUGUAACUCUAGCGGUGCAACGGAGUGAGUACCAAUAUUACACGCUGUGGACGGUCGUGGUCACGACACAAGUUACACCGAUCUCGAUGGCGGCUGCCGUGCUGCGCUCGACGUCGCCUGUCAUCGAGCUCAUGAACAAAACCAGCAGCACCGGCGGCAUCAUGUUUUCCCACCUGCGGAGCUCGGGCAUCGACCUCUUCAACAGCACCCUCACGAACACGCCGCCCGCGGGGCCCUUUGACAUCAUUGUUCCAGACAAUCCCAACCUGCAGUUUAACCUAAACAUCCUCUCCAACAUGACCCAGCUAGCGAUCUAUGACCUGGACGACAUGCUUGCAAUCUUACAAGCCAUGCAGGAAACCCCUCCUCCCAUGGCAGUGGUACUGUUUGUCCUUAAGAAUAUCACUAUCGACCCCAGCCGGUGGCCAUCGAAUGGGUUUAACCUCACGCAGCCGAUCCUGCUGGUCGGGCAGCAGAACUUGGACAUCACCACGUGGAUUGACUUCCGGCGCAUUCCGCAUUUCGUGCGGGUUUUUGGAUGUGCACCGGAGAUGUACGUUUAUGUGCAGGGCCUUAUGCUGCUCAACCUACCAAAUGUGCUGGCGAAGCAAGUCGGAAGCAGCAGCGGCGGCGCAAGUGCCGCAGUUCAAUCUGCUGCUGCGACAACUGGGUUGGACGAUGUUUCGGUGUACCUCUCGAGUCCAAUCAGCAGCAACAUGACAUGCUACUUGCCCACCGUCUUCACAAACCAGAGCGUCGUCGCCAUUACCUACGCGGAAUUCCAGCACCUGCACGCGGCGGUGGUGAAGGGCCUGGGGACGUCUGUGAGCGGCAGCGACACAGUGCUGGGGUCCACAGUCGACUACAACCUGACAAGCGUGGUGAAGGACCGAGUCUCGUUCCUGAACCUCCGGGGUUGGGGCUGGAGCGGCUACAAGCUCGACGUCACCUACAAGUUUCCAGACGAGGUCCCCAUCCUCUACAACAACAGCUACUACAACCCCUCACCGCCCCCGCCUCAAACCUCCCUCUUCCCCCCGCCGCCCACAACCUCCUCCGGCGGCGGGGACGGUCUCAAAGGCUGGGCCAUCGCCGUCAUCGUGGUAGGCGCUUCCCUCUUGGUGGCCCUGGUUGCGGGCCUCAUUGCAUGGCGCAUCGUAACGCGGCUCCGGCAUGAGGUGGAGGCGGUCAAGAGCGGCUCCUCUGACAAGAAAUCCAGUAGCGCCUCUGGAGACCAGGAAGCCGCGGUGGUUGCGCACGGCCACCAUGCAACCGGCGGGGCUGCGCUCGGCAGCAGCGGCGGCGUGGGUGCAAGCUGCAGGACGGGUGCGGAAGGCGGGAGUGGCGCGGGCGGCGGCGACCCGGCGUCGCCAGUUAAUGCCAAGAGCUGCCAGGGAGGAGGAGCCAGCGGAGGUGGAGGUGGCGGUACAGGCGGGGGUGAAGGCACCAGCGACGAUUCGGCGGCGGCUCAGUCGGAUAAGCCGCCGCUGGAGGUGCUUAAUAACAUGAUGGCGGCGUUGACGCAGGAGAUGGAUGACCAGCACCUCACCAUCCUGGAGGUCAUUGGACAGGGCGGCUUUGGCGUGGUGUAUAAAGGCUUGUGGAAGGGGCUGAACGUGGCCGUCAAGACCAUUACGUUCCAGGAUCGGGUUGCUGGAGGCGAGAAGGGGCAGCAGAGAGCCAUUCUGGAAGCAGCCAUCUCGUCGUCCCUAGCUCACCCCAACGUGGUGACGACCUACUCGUACGACAUCAAGCCGCUCACGGUACGAACGGACUGCAGCGGGGAGAGCCCCAGGAGCGGUCCCGGCGGUGUCGGCACCGGCAUUGGCGGCCUGCCCAGCAGCAGCAUCAAGAUCAUUGACAAGCGGCCGGUGCUCGAUUGGAAGCUCUACCUUGUACAGGAGUACUGCGACGGGGGGUCCUUACGGACUGCCAUCCUCAAGCGCAAGUUCUUUGACGCGAAGAGGGGCGAGGCGCGCAUUGAGAUGAUCCUCGACACUGCUCUAGAGCUGACCGGCGGUCUGGUGCACCUGCACGAGCGCAACAUCAUCCACGGGGACCUGAACCCGAACAACGUGCUGCUUAAACGAGAUCCGACUAAGAAGUACGGAGCCACGUGCAAGCUUGCAGAUUUCGGGCUGAGUAUCAAGAUGGCGGCGGACCAGAGCCACAUUAGCAACAUGCGGCGAGGCACGCCGUUCUACACGUGCCCGCAGAUCCUGGCGAAGGGAAACAUGACUAAGGCGGCCGACGUGUACUCGAUGGGAGUCAUGAUGUGGGAGAUGUUCCACUGCUGCAUGUCCUACCGCUCGCUGCCCAGCGGCUUUGUCGCGCGCGAGAACUUCCCCAACUUUUCUCGCAAGGCGCCGCACGAGUUCGCACGCCUGGUGGGCGCCUGCCUAGACUCCGAGCCGGCACAGCGACCCACCUUUGUGCAGCUGCGAGACGCGUUAGCGGCGCAACUCGCUGCGUUCAAGCGUGGGGAGUUGCGGUCAGGAGAGGAGGUGCUGGGCCCGGACCUGGCAGGGGAUGCAGCUCACAUGGCGGCAUGCCAGGAUUAGCAAAGUAGCGGCGGCAGCGGCGACAGAGGCGGAAGCGGCAGCAGCAGCUGAGGAAGGCGAGCGAAACGUAAGGGGGCAGACGGUUUACUCCUGUUCGGCUGUCUUUUGUUGUGAUAUGGCUUCCGUGCCUUGCUUGUCAGUGCGCGAUGUGCUCUGCGCUGCAGCGCUUUCCGCAUUGGUGUGCCGCGGGCCGCCAGCAUGCUGACUGUUGAGGCGUCGCGAUUGUGUUAAUGCCACAACAUGCAGUGGGCUGCUGUGCCUUCUGCGCUCACGGGACAGGGAGGGGGCUACACGUUUUGGUCAGGCACACAAAUAGUUGGCAGUUGGAUGGUUGGCACGAGGGGGUUGGGGGUGGGGGCAGGAAAGCUCGACCGCAUCACGCAUCGCACGCAUCCCUUCACUUGGAGGGAAGGAGGUAGGUUGGCAUACGUUACGACAGCUGGUGGCACAUGGGACGCUUUCCAUGUCGUGUCAGGCUUGCAUGGGGAGGCAUGUAUGCAUCGUCGCAUACGGCGAUUCUGAAGCUUGCGGGAGCAUACCUGUGCAUGCGGGGGUUGGGUUGGUGGUGGUGGUGGCAUGGCACCCUUGUCCCCAUGCUGCUCCGCAUCCCGGUGCGGUAUCUGGGAUGCGAUUGGACCUGGGAUGAGCGUCCAUGCUUCAUUGGGCAGGAAGGAGGAGGUUUGAAAGGAAUAAACGAGCAUACCUUCCUGGGGUGUUUGCACCCGAACGAACGAUGGAAAUCCCCGGUCUCGGCAUUUUCCUGCUCCCCAGCUUCCUCUCUCUUUUCCUUGGGCAGUGUUCCCCGCGCUUUACGUUUGGCGCGCCUGUGUGGUCGGGAUGCGCUUGCUUGCGUCCAUGUGCGGUUGGAGGCAUAAGCUUAUAAGCAGUGGUCAAGAUUAUGUUAUUUGGUUAGCCAGCUCCUGGUAAAUCAGCGUGGUGUGGUAUGGUACGACAUGGCAUGGACGCGAUACACGAUAUUGCGGUCCGCAGUUCAAUUCGACUUUUUCCCGGAUGGCCAGGCUGUGAGAAACCCGUGAGGUAGCGAGGCGUGCCACACAAAGGCAUGCCUCUAUAAGCUAGUACAUGGCAUAUUACUACGCGCUAUUUACUAUACGACGCGCUAUGGUGACGAUGCUGCUUAGCGUUCGGGUUUAAGGAAAUGUAUGUCAGCGACAAGUCGCAGUGUCUUAUGGCUCGUUGUUCAUGGUUCGUCGCUUGAACCAUGUAUGUUAUCUACUGACGAGGAUGGUUUGGAACGUGAAAGGCCCGUGGUGAGAACGAAAAGCUGUAGAAGCUGUAGCGUCGUCUGCAGCUGUCAUGCUUGGCUGUUUGUAUGCUGUUGCGGGCGUUCCGGGGGCCCUUCUUAAGCAAGGAAUGGUGCUUGCAUGUGCUGUCCCAGGAGCGUCACGAAGCAUGCGCCGUAAAGCGUUGCUGGGCGGUAGCCUACUACGUCCAUGGACGCGACCACUGCAUGCGUGGGGCUGGGGAAGUAGUUACGAGUAACUUGUGCGUUUACGGUUGGAGCCGGGCUGAGGUCCCUUGGCCGGGUGUAGCCAAGCUCGGUCGAUGUUUCCUACUACGGUGUGGGCUGUGAGCCGCUAGUGUACGACAUGAACUCAACACAUGCGAAGGGCCGAGGCCGUUGAUGAUCCGGAAGCAGGCGUGGGAAGGUGCAGAGUGUUCGUAGCGUAUUUGGUGGCUGGGUAUCUGCCGUGGUUGGGUGGAGAAUGGAUGGAUGGUAGGAUGGGUGGGGACCGGAAGGUGGUUAAAUUGUGGUGGUCUGCAGCGUCUCUGCUCUGCCAGUCUUGUAGUAGCCUUGCAGUAAUGGUACGGCAUGAAAGAUUUCGUCCUCCCAAGUGGAUAUCUUGGUGCCAUUCUUGAAGUAUACAUGGUACGAUACAGCGCGGUACGGCACGGCAAGCGUAACACGGACGCAUUGCGGCAACCACUUUGUUAGAGACCAGUUUAUGGGAGAUGACGACGCCUUUAUUGCCAUCGCCUGUUAAGGCAAGGCGACACGGGUGUGCUUGCCCUUGUGGCUCCUGCCUUAAGAAGCUAAGGAGCAACACUUUGGGCGGUGUGGUGUUGGUUUCUGUGGAAUGCCGUACAGUGGUGCGCUUACGAGUUCUUGAAGUCUUAUUGUUGCCUGCCCUGUGCUGGUAUGGUAGGGUGAGGGGUGCUCCGCUAGCAGAGGACGAUAAUGGGAUUCGGGUUGAUUGUGAAGCUGAGAUGGCUAGUGGCUGGCGCGUGUGGGUUUCGUGAGGUGAGAAAUGGGAACUUGCCCACCGCGCUACCAGAUGUUAGGGGCGGCGUCGGUAAUGGCGGGAGGCUGCGAACAAACCGAACUUAACGUGGACUUUAUCUACGCAUGGAUUUGGAUGCAUGAGGGUCGGAGGGCGGGGCACUCAGCUGUCAGGGCCCCUCGUGUGCUCGCAAACGGU